This is a messenger RNA of Centruroides sculpturatus (bark scorpion), 1209 nucleotides long. RefSeq lists its product as uncharacterized. The transcript has 4 exons. Lineage: Eukaryota; Metazoa; Arthropoda; Arachnida; Scorpiones; Buthidae. The record is from RefSeq and is a predicted model, not a curated record. Bases 21 to 716 code for a protein of 231 amino acids.
GGUCUUGUAGUAGAAUACUGAUGCACUUGUCAAGAGCGUAUGUCCCUGAUACUAGAAAACUGAACACACUGGAUUUGGCAUCUGACGUAGAAGAUGUCAUAUUGGUACAGGGCAUGGCUUCCGAUCCACAGACAAAUGAACUGUACAGAGGAGUGUGUUAUAUACCUUGUACUGUCAGGACAUUAAUCUUUCCGCAAGAUUGUAAGGUGAAACCAUUGAUAGUACUGAUUGGAAACGUAGAUUACACAUUAGACCCGAAUCUUGAUUGGUCAGGAGGUACCGAAGCUAAAUUAAAUCAAGUUCAAAACAAGACAUACGUUAUCACUAAGAGCAGAAGGCGCCCAUCUUCUAGACCAUGGACGGUCAGAUCACCAUCUGAAUGGAGCAUGCCCGAACCUAUUUCGGAAGAAGUUAGACAAAGGUUUAAUUUCCGUUUAAGAGCCAAUUCAGCUGACCCUAGCGAAAACGAAAGGGCUAAAAGUAAUCAUGUAUAUAGAAUGUUAUCGUUACCAAUUACUUAUGAUAAUCCUGCAUUUACAACCAGCGAAGAUCGUCACAAUGAUCAAGAGGAAACAACAGAAAAUAUUCCUUUUGGUACGAUUAAUGAAGAACAAGCAAUCGAAGAAGUUACAAUUGAUAUGCAACAUCAAAAUACAGUCAACGAAACACAGAAUUCGAAACGUAAAUUUUUAAAAUUUAGAACUAAAGAGAAGUGACAUACAAAUCUUAAGACAUUUUUGUACAUAGUAUAUACAAAAUACAGUAUUUUAUUUUAAAGAUGCUACUGUAAGAACGUUUCUCAUCGAGUCAAAAAAGCUCUUUAAAAUAUGAUCUGUUUACUUCAUCUUUUUUUUAAAAAUAACAAGUUAAAGAAGGAGGAACUUCGAAUCUAAAUAAUCUACCCGAAAAUAUUUGAAUAAAAUGAAUAAUAAAUAAACAAUCGUAGAAUGUAAAAGAUUUCUUUACAUUCCACAUUGGAUGAGAUCAAGUAAAAUGGUUCCGAACACCUAAAAUUGCAUAAAAUUUACUGUAGAAAAACAAAUUAUAAAUCCCUGUAGCAAUUCUUAGAAAUUUCUUACAUGCCCUAAAACUUCAAAUCAUUCAAUUUUUAUUAAAAUCAAAUUUGCAUGUAAAUUGACGUUUACAAGUCGGCUCAACUGAAGAUGAGUUGAAGUUAAAAAAAAUAAAAAAAAAACAUUAAAUUAAAAA